Molecule: messenger RNA, 2439 nt
Organism: Drosophila melanogaster (fruit fly)
Lineage: Eukaryota; Metazoa; Arthropoda; Insecta; Diptera; Drosophilidae
Exons: 3
Coding region: 467-2161 (564 amino acids)
Source: RefSeq, marked reviewed
AGUUCAGAAACGUUCCAUUUGCCACUCAGUUGCUUUCCAACCGACGGCACCGCCGAAAUUCAAGAAGAAAGUAAUCGGAUGGAUGUGGAUGCUCGAGACCCUCCAUUGAUUAACGGUGCUGCGGCGUUGGAACCACAGGCUCUAGAAAAAGUGCCCAUCUUAAGCUGAUAUGGCGAACCAAGUCGGUUUUAAAUAGAUAUACAUAGAUAGCUGCAUCUGGGCCCAGAGACGAGGCCACCACAUUGUAUUUGGCUGCAGUGCCGCGAGGCGUUCCAUUUUUAUUUAAACGACUGGCCGGAUAACAAAGAAAGUGAGAUCAAGUCUGCGCGAUCGUGGAUCGUCGAAUGGAAAAGAAGCUUCGCAUGUGUGCGUGGUUAAUUCGAAAGAAACUUUUUUGCUUUUGGCCGCGGAACUGACAAAUGUCAAAUACCAAUAGACCGUCGUGGAACGAAGACGAGCUUUAAAAAUGACUCAGAGUCCGCUUAAGUUGGCCCCCAUUUUGGAGGCCCUAGUUCUGAUAGUGGUCCUAAUCAACCAAGUGCAGUGCGGUGAGAAUGAUAUGAGACAAGCGCGCAUAAGGCAGUUUCUGAGUGAGAACCAGCCCCUGGCCCAGCACCAUAUCAAGCACAAUCGGCCGCCGGGUCCCGGACAACUGCCCCGGAUAAGAUCGCGAUCGGAUAACCUGGCCAUGCUUUCUGGUGGCUCCAACAAGUUCUUGCGGUCGCCGCAACCUGCCACUGCGCAGCACAUCAUGCGUCGCGAGCAGUUCGGGAACUUUCCUGCGAACGACCAGCUCAGGAGGUACCAGUUCGACCAGAGUCAGCAGGGCAGAUUCGCCCACGUAAAGGACACUCCGGUGCUAGAUGUGGGCAAAAACCAGUUCCCACUCCAGUAUGUCUCCGAGCAGUACAUUCAGAACUUCAAGUCCUCGCCGCGCUUCAAUGGCAAUGUGAUCAUGAAGGACACCAAGCCAGUGUACGCACCCAUCCAACAGCAUGCGAUUCCCGUCCAGGCCUCCCAGUACCUGCACUAUCCCAAGCUCUUCGGACAGCAGGGAUCUCCCAGUUUCAGUGUUGUCCCUACCCAGCAAACUGCUCUCCAAAACAGCCAGUUUCCCCAGGAUCCAAAUAGCUACUCUGUCUACGAGGAUACCGAUAUACCUGCGAAGCAGGCGGUAAACUUUCGCCAGGCAGUGCCACCACCAAAGGAGUCCAGGGAGGCGCAGGACUACCUGCAAUUCAUGAGCACCAACGAGUACUUCCUGCCCAAGAGGGAUCCUGACUUCAAGAAACUGGACGCCGAGCGGGACCAGCAGAAGCUGCUCCACCAAUAUCCACAGCAAUACAGACAGCAGCAGCAGCAGCAACUGUAUCAGCAACAACAGCAGCAGCAUCAGCAACCGCAGCACCAGCAGCCGCAGCAGCAACAAGCGCUGCAGCAACAUGUUCCCUACAAAACUGCUGGCCUAGACAACUCAGUCUCCUCCAGUUACAAUGAGCCCAUACAAGUGUCCGACUUGUUCUACCAGCAAGAUCCCGCUCCUGCGAAUUCCGCAGUGGUUCGCGGCAGUUACCAGGCAGGUCAGGAUGUCUUCGUUGUCAAGUCCGACGGCAACAAAGCCGUUAAGCAUGUGGUCUCUACUCCCAUGGCGGUCCAGACCACCACUCAAUCGCCGUCGAAGAGCCAGCACCUCGCCAAGACCCACAAGAGCUUUACCCCGGAGCCUCUGCGAUUCGAGUUCACCGAGCAAGAUGCCAUAAGGGGAUCGAUGAAGUACACCCAAGCCCCGCAAGCCAAUCAGUACUACUACGAAACCGUGGCCCAAGCUCCCCGCGAGCCCGCGAAAUCUCCUGCCCCGAAGAUUGAACUCAGCAAGCCCAUUAAGGAAUACACCGAUGACCCAGAGGAUAGUUCCGACACUGAAAGUGGAAAGCAGCAAGAUAUUCCAAAGGUGCCCACUGUGACGAGUUCAGCUACUCCUGACGAUCCAAAGGACACGGAAAACUACUGCGAGAAGAUAUGUGCUAAUGUGUACGAUGAAAACGAUGAAAUAAUCUGUGGAUCCGACGGAUACAUGUACACGGGCGAAACCCAACUGCAGUGCUAUUCGUCAUGCCUCAAUAUAAGUGUGACGAUUAAGAGUAAAGGAUCUUGCUCUUAAACUAAAAUAAAAUAAAAAACUGUUUUAAUUUAAUUUAUUCUAGCGAUUACAAAAUAUGCAAAUUUAGUGGAAAUGGUAAAAUGUAGGGUUUUGUAAAAAGUGAUUUUGAUUUGUUGUUCACGUAUAAAAAUAUCGUGCACUUAUAGCUUUCCUAUUCAUUAAAGUGAUAACUUAUAAACUAUUAGUGCAUGUAUAUUUAAGUUCUACAAUAUAUUUGUAUGUAUCUCAAAAAUCAUUCAGAGAAGUUAGUUAUAAUAAAUAAAUUAACGAAUUGCAAG